UCCUCUCCCGACGAAGCCCAGAGACGAGAGGCACCCACCUGCGCCGCCGCCAUCGCAGCAGCAGCAGCAACGAUGAGCAAGAGCGCCGGCGCGGCGGCGGGGCCGACGGCGGCGGCCGCGGCAGCCGCGGUGCAGAAGCAGAAGACGCUCCUCCAGAAGGCCGACGCCGACGUCUCCAGCCUCGUCGACAACUUCGCCGCCUUCAUCAACAUCGCGCGCGUCAACGACCCGCCCGUGCGCAACACGCAGGAGGCCUUCCAGAUGGACAUGCGCGGCUCCCGCUUGAUACAUUCAGCUGAUUCUCUGUUGAAACUAGUGUCAGAGCUUAAGAGAACAGCUAUCUUUUCUGGGCUUGCUUCGUUAACUGAAAAUGUGGAUAGGCGGAUUGAGAUCCUUAGUCAACAAGCUGAAGGAACAGAGAGAAUGCUGGAGAGGAUUGGGCAGGAGGCAGCAGGAAGCCUAAAGGAGUUGGAGGCACAUUACUACUCAUCUGUUGUGCGGACACCACCGGAUGAAUGAGGAUUAUCCCUUCUGAAUAGGCGUGGACUUUAAAGCAGUAGUGACAAUGACUUGUUCAGUAUGUCUUAUGUAAAAUCACAUUUAAUUUAAUCAAGAACUGAUUUGAUCUUUUAGCCCCAACUUUACUGUAUAAGUUGUUGGGAACUUGGGAUGCCUUUCUGGUUUCUACCUUUUUAGGCGUUCUAGUUUCCACCCAAACGAAGCUGUUUGCUCUCGUACGGCUGUGUAAUUUAUCUCUACGUGCUAAAUUGAUUACCUUGCAUUGGAGGAACAAUAUUGACGCUUAACAUGUGUUACAGCGGACUUGUUCAAACUGGUUAAUAUGAGUACAUACCAUUUUUUGCA
This is a messenger RNA of Oryza sativa Japonica Group (Japanese rice), 864 nucleotides long. RefSeq names its product mediator of RNA polymerase II transcription subunit 22a. Gene Ontology annotation, biological process: regulation of transcription by RNA polymerase II. Gene Ontology annotation, cellular component: mediator complex. The record is from RefSeq and is a predicted model, not a curated record. Gene Ontology annotation, molecular function: transcription coregulator activity. Lineage: Eukaryota; Viridiplantae; Streptophyta; Magnoliopsida; Poales; Poaceae.